CAGUGUGUGCCUCCUUCCAGGGAUGGGACGGAAACGAAAGGCUCCCGAGGCCCCGAAUGGGGAGCCCAGCAGUGCGGGGGCCGAGCUGGAACUGCGUUGGGAGUGGGGGGGCGCUGGCGAUGGGUGGCGGCAGUUCCUGCCCGAGGAGAACGAGGCCUUGAGCCAGGCGGCCCGGGCAGGGAAGCUGUCUGCAGACAUAGGGGAAUCUUGCGUGGACCUGCGCAGAAUGGUGCAGCGGCAUAAACAGACCGGGCAGGAAACACGCGUGGCUGCGGCUGUCCGGAAUCAGGAUUCCUACUUCGUCUGGCAGUGGCAAGGGGACGAAGAAGGCGAUUGGCUGCCGUACCCUGCAGACACCUGCCUGGCCUUGCAGGCAGCCAGGAACGAUCACGAGGAGCCCACGGUGGAAGUGACGGUCGGCCGCACGCGCUACAAACUAGACACCCUCCGCAUGGUGCAGACCAACAACCGGACCGGCUUUGAACGUCAGAUGGAGUGCAGGGAGUCUGAUGCUGCGGAGAUGAAGGAUGGAGGAUCUCAGCCGAGCAACAGCGUCCCAGGUGCCGUCGGCCCUGCUUCCGCUAAGAAGGCCCGGAAGAGAGGAGAUGCCCCAGCACCUCAAGGAGAGGGGGAUGGGAAAGAGGCAGUGAAGACGCUGAUAAUGAAGGGAAAAGCUCCCGUGGAUCCAGAAUGCACUACCAAGUUGGGGAAGGCUCACGUUUAUUGUGAGGGGGACGACAUUUAUGAUGUCAUGUUGAAUCAGACAAACCUCCAGUUCAAUAACAACAAGUACUACCUCAUCCAGCUGUUGGAAGACGACGGCGCGCGGAACUACAGCGUCUGGAUGCGCUGGGGACGUGUGGGUAAACCAGGUCAACACUCCCUUGUGACUUGUGCUGGAGACUUGGCUAAAGCCAAAGACGUCUUCAACAAAAAGUUCCUGGACAAAACCAAGAAUGAGUGGAGCACACGUUGCAACUUCCAGAAGGUUCCGGGCAAAUACGAUAUUCUCCAUCUGGACUACGAAGCCAAUGAUGCAGGUGAAGAGAAAGCUGACCCACAAAAGACAGUCCCGUGUCCCAAGCUGGUGUCGCAACUGGACCUACGGGUGCAGGCCUUGGUGGAACUGAUCUGCAACAUCCGGACCAUGGAGGAGAUGGUGGUCGAGAUGAAGUACGACACCAAGAAGGCUCCUCUAGGAAAGCUGACGGCAGAACAGAUCCGAGCUGGGUACCAGUCGCUGCAAAAGGUGGAGGCAUGUCUGAAGCGGAAGCAGGCCGGCCGUGCCCUGCUGGAGGCGUGCAAUGAAUUCUACACACGGAUCCCCCACGAUUUCGGACUGAAAACUCCCCCACUGAUAAACACAGACCAGGAGCUACAAGAGAAGGCACAGCUGCUGGAGGCCCUCAGCGAGAUCCGUAUCGGCAUCAAGCUGGUGCGGUCAGAACAGCUGCCGCUGGAGCAUCCGCUGGACCGAAGCUACCGCGGACUGGCCUGUGAGCUCCGACCCUUGGAGAAGGACAGCCCCGAUUUCCAGGUACUGGAGCGUUACCUGUUGUCCACCCACGCCCCCACCCACAAGGAUUACACGAUGACCCUGCUGGAGGUCUUUGUGCUGAAGAAGGAGAGCUCCAGUUCCGGCCACGUUUUCCGCUCCGACCUGCCCAACCGGACGCUGCUGUGGCACGGAUCCCGCCUGGGCAACUGGGCGGGGAUUUUGAGCCAGGGGUUGCGCGUGGCACCGCCAGAAGCCCCGGUCACUGGUUACAUGUUUGGGAAAGGGAUCUAUUUUGCAGACAUGUCCUCCAAGAGUGCCAAUUAUUGCUUCGCCACCCGUGAGAGAGACAUUGGCUUGCUGUUGCUCUCAGAGGUGGCAUUGGGAGAGUGCAACGAACUCCUAGAGGCAAAUCCCGAAGCAGAAAAACUGCUGGCUAGCAAACACAGUACCAAAGGACUGGGCAAACUCGCCCCACCCCCAGCCAACGGUGUCACACUGGAUGGGGCCAUGGUUCCCCUGGGACCAGCUGUGGAUACUGGGGUGGUGAACCCCGGCGGCUACACCCUGAACUACAACGAGUUCAUUGUCUACGACCCACGCCAGGUGCGUCUGAAGUACCUCCUCAAGGUGCGCUUCAACUUUACUCAGCUCUGGUGAACGCCAAGAGGCGACGAGUACAAGGGCGAUAGAUGAGCCCUGCUGGCAUUUUCGUGACCUGACAUUGCAAGUGCCUUCAAGAGACAACAUCCUUCAAGAGACUUCUCUUCCGAAGGUCCGGGUAAAAGUGGAACUAUCAAGCUGGCUGGCUUCUUAAGAUAACAUGUUAAAAUAGCGGAGGCUUUUUGAGGCCUCUAAUUGCUAGCCGGGGUUUUCUUGCAAACACAGUUACUCUGGAUGAGAAAUACAAAAUGGCUGACACCACUUCAUUUUUCAAUAAACAAGAAAUGGUUCUGUA
This is a messenger RNA of Elgaria multicarinata webbii, 2453 nucleotides long. It is a transcript of the gene PARP2, whose product is annotated as poly(ADP-ribose) polymerase 2. The record is from RefSeq and is a predicted model, not a curated record. Gene Ontology annotation, cellular component: nucleolus. Gene Ontology annotation, biological process: protein poly-ADP-ribosylation; double-strand break repair. NCBI's taxonomy places the organism in Eukaryota, Metazoa, Chordata, Lepidosauria, Squamata, Anguidae. Gene Ontology annotation, molecular function: NAD+ poly-ADP-ribosyltransferase activity; NAD+-protein mono-ADP-ribosyltransferase activity.